AAAUUAAAAUUGGAAACUUUGACACCAUCAGAAUCUCAGCUCUUAUUCCUCACACUUGUUGUUUCUGAUCCACAUAAUUAAGAGUAAAACCCCUUUAAGAUUUCAAUUUACAGUCUCUUCUUCUGAUGGAAAAAUCCAAAUACCUAAUCAGGUAAGAGUUGCUCUCUGUACUGUUUUAUCAUUGUUCUUUACCUCUUGAUCUGUAAAUUUGCAUAACCUAAAAACUUGAACAUGUACAACAUGUAUAGUAGCUCAACUGUAGGGAUAAGAAGUAAGGGUUCUCUAUGUUUAUCCAUAAAUGAUUAUUAUUCAUCAAAUGAGAAGUGUCCAUCUUCAUUAUGUUUACCAUGCUCUUGUUGUUCAAUCUCAAUUUAUGGGUAUGGAGUACCUAUGGUAAACAUUAAAUAUAUAUAUGGGUUCAGACAAUCCAGUUUGAUUCACUGUUCAGCUUCUAGGAAAUUAAUUUUAGGUGGUGGUGGUGGUUGUAGCGAUCGUUAUAGGCGAUUACAGGAUUGUAACUCAGAUUUAGUGUGUAAUGGAGGCUCCUAUUAUUCUCUCAAAGAGAGCAGUAGGCAAAAGGAGAGGGAAAGGGGGAUUGCGAGGAGAGGGAGAAGAAUUGUCUGUAUGGGUUGGGAGGAAAAAAGUGAGUCUUUUGAUUGUAGUGAUGGAAAUGUUGAAGCAAUGCUCAGUUUAUUGACUGAAGACAUUGGUGAAAGUAUUUUAGAUGCUGAAUGGCGUAAGAAUAGAUCAAGGACUGUGGAAUUUCAAGGGGAGAGAAGGAGCAGGGUUAGUGAGUGUGUUAAUGAAGGGAAUAAGUAUGUUGAUUCUGGUUCUUCGGAGGGGUAUUCAAAGUGUAAUUGUCAAUCUGUUAAAAAUAACUCGAGGGAAGAAGGUCGCCAACAUUUUGGAGGAAUGAAAAGUUCUUUUAAGAAGGUCGAUAAUGGUGGGGUGAGAAAAGAAAGGCUUAUUAGAUCUUCAUGCUACUCCGAGGGACUUCCGGUGAAGAGUAAAAGAGAACUUAGAGAUGUUAAUGAGUGUGUGAAGGAAGAGAAUAAGUAUAUAGAAUGUGGUUCUUCGGAGAGGAAUUCAACUCGUGAAUCAGAAUCUGUCAAAAUUAAGUUGAGGGAAGAAGGUUCUUUGAGGGGUGAACAUCUUAACUCGAGGAAAGAAAGGUCUAGUAGUACUUCAUCUAACUGGUCUAGGAGAUGUCCAAAAGAUACCAAGAACAUAAAUGUUAGUGAGUGUACUAAGGAGGAAAGGAAGUAUGUGGAAUCUGGUACCUUGGGAAAACUCUCGAACUGUGAGUAUGGAGCUGCCACAAACAAGUCGAGGGAAGAAGGUUGUAGGUCAACAGGAGAAAUGGGAGUAUUUACAAGGGGUGAGAACCAAGGUUUGAGGAAAGAAGGGUCUAGCUGUUCAUCGUAUUACUCCGCUGCGUCGUCGGGUAACAUUGAUGAGAUUCAUGGGAGCAACACAGUUAGUCAAGUUGAACAUGAAAGAUUUGUUGGUGAACCUUCGAGUAGCUACAAGUUUGAGGAAUCUAGAAAAACUGAUGAGGGGCUUUUCACUGAUGAUGUUAAGAAAAAAUGUAUGAAGUAUGAAAGUGAUGGGAGGACAUAUGAAGAGGCUUCAAGAAAAGGAAGGACUUUAGUUGGAAGGGACGAAACAUCUAUUAGGAUAGAUGGGGCUUUGAGAAAGGAUGAACAUAAGAUUAUGGAAGUCAAAGAUAGAGCUUCCCUUUCUCAAGAGAGAUCCGAUAGCAGGGAUAAUAAUUCAACCCAAUCCAUUGAUUUUGUUGAAAAUACAAGAAAUGCACGUAGCAGAAAAGGUCAUCAGGCUGUUCAGCAAUCAAGAACUAAAUUUCAACAGCAAACUCAAAUAUCAGAUAUGCAGAAUAGGGUGAAUAGGAGUGCUUACAGUUCGCAAAAUAGGCUCAGUGAAAGGGAAGAAAAGAUAACCGAAGCUGUGAAUUUGGUCGUGGAAGCAAGAGAGAGAAAUACUCGAGUGGAUAAUCAAAUAAUUGGCCCAACUGAGUCAACAGGGAAGUCCCAACAAGUUAGCCAAAUUUCAGGGAUCCAUGGUAGCGAUACUAGAUGGUCCUCCAGUUCGCAGAGAGUUCAUGAAACUAACACGAAGAACAGAGAAGAGAAUUCAAGUUCACUAGAAGGUUCAUUUCAGGAGGCAAAAGAACAACGUACUCAAGCUGAUCAAGAAGUUGUUGAGAUAACUAAAUCAGAUUAUGAAUCUCAUGACGUCACAAAUGUUUCAGUUAUCAGUGCUUUUGAUGCCGAACUCUUCAGCAGUUCCCAAAAGCUUCAGGUAACAAGAAUGAGUACCCAAGAAGAAAAUUCAACUUCACAUGUAGAUGCGGCUCUGGAAGCAAGAGAAGGGAACCAAACGGGUCAACGAGUCACCGGACAAGUUUGGUCAGUGAAAGAGUCCCAAAGGCCUAGCAGAACAUCAGGUUUCAGGGAGAGUUUUGAUGAAGAGGGCUCUAGUUCACAAACAGCAUUAGAUUUGGUCCACCAUGCUGGAGAGCAGGAAAUCAGCACACAAAAGGUAGACAGGAGAAAUUUACAGGCGAUGGUAACUCCACCAUCGUCUCAAUUGGUUGGAAGACAUUCCACUGAAACUCUUUUGAACCGAAGACCUAGUAACCAUUCCGCAAUUCGAGAGGAUCCACCACAAGAAGAAGUUCCAGCUUCCCGCCAAGAACUGGAUGGUGGAACUAGCACAAACGAGAUUUAUGCAGGACAUUCUAAUCUUGUGAUCAAUGAUGAUGUGUUGGUUUCUGCCAACCGCUUAGAAGCAUCUUCCACAAUGUUUGUUGGAGAGUUCAUGGAGAAGCUAAGAGGUGAAACAUCAACUUCCGAAUUUGUUGAAGGACGAACGUCUUCUCAAUCAAAUCAACAAGUAUCUGAAGAUUUCCAGUCGCAGGUGGAUAGUUCAAGGCGAUCAUCUUUCUUAUCUGGAAGAAAAGGACCCUCUGAUGAAAUGUGGCAUGUUUCUGGCUCCUCAAAGAUAGAAGCUCCUAUAGAAGCCAAAUCCAUGAAAGAGAAUACAAUAGUCAGGAGUACUAACAGGUCUUUGUGGGGUGUUGUUUCAGAUAUAGUUCGUCUCCGGUGGGGUGCACGAUCCGAAACCCAUAAUUCAACUAGCAAAUCUGGUGGUAGGAGUUCCCCAAAUGAAUCAGGUGUAAGUGAAGCGUGGAUCUCUAGCAACGAGCCUGAUGAAAAUGAUGAUGAGAAUGCUAAGAAGUCAAAAAGAGGUACACCAAAAAGAUCCAGAUCUUCUGAUCUACCUCAUCCAAGAAAACCUCCGACUCAAACCCAAGGAGACGCCUAUGAAGUGAUGGUUCCUCAUGAAAACCUAAUGGAAGGUGAGGCUUAUACAACAUCGUCUUCGAUUGGGAGAGGUCCAGCAUCUAAAGUUGUUUCUUCAGCAUCCAACGAGGACACAUUUAACUUGGAAGGUGUAAGGACGGGUCAAGUGACUCCUCCCAGUAUCAAAGCAGCAGAUUCUUCUGUACCAUUACUUAAGAGGCGCUUGAUAAGAUCUCCUCCCGUGGAAGCAGAAAUGCUGGAGAGUAAUAUUGAGGUGUCCACAAGUGGGUCAAAGGAGAUGGUGGAUGAACAACUGAGCGAGAAGCCAACCAAAGCCAUGGAAACUGGAAGGAAGGAUGGGGAUUCGAAGCAGAAGAAAUUCGAAAGAAAUAAGCAAGUACUAAAAGACAGAUUUGAAGAGUGGGAAGAAGCGUAUAUCAUUGAAAGUCAACAGAAGAAAAUGGAUGAAAUGUUUAUGAGGGAAGCAUUAAUGGAAGCGAAGAAAGCUGCUGACACCUGGGAGGUUCCGGUGGGUGCCGUGCUUGUGCACAACGGAAAAAUUAUUGCUCGUGGGUGCAACUUAGUGGAAGAGUUGAGAGAUUCAACUGCCCAUGCGGAAAUGAUUUGCAUACGUGAAGCCUCAAACGUACUUCGGACAUGGAGACUUGCGGAAACAACACUAUAUGUUACUCUUGAACCCUGCGCAAUGUGUGCUGGUGCAAUCCUUCAAGCUAGAGUCGAUACUGUGGUAUGGGGAGCUCCAAAUAAGCUUUUAGGUGCCGAUGGCAGUUGGGUCAGACUAUUUCCUACUGGUAGUGAAGGCAAAAUCAGUUCCGAUCUUACAAAUGAGCUAACUGGUCCAGUCCACCCGUUCCACCCGAAAAUGACAAUCAGGCGUGGGAUCCUAUCAACUGAGUGUGCAGAUAUUAUGCAACAAUUCUUCCAGCUAAGGAGGAGGACAAAGGAGAAGAAAUCAGACUCACCACCACCACCACCAUCUUGCUUGCCUAUUUCAGGCCAUCCAUCGAAAAUUAUCACCAAGAUGCAUGAUGUGUUUCACAUUAUGUUCUGCUUGUAGCCGCUGAGAAUACGAUUCAUAUUUCUCUUUCACUGUAUGCAACAUUGCAACUAUAUCAAGAAAGUACUAUCAUCAAAUCCAAGUAGAGUGUGGCUUUGGGUGGGGGUAAGGUGAUCUUCUUAGUUUUGCGAUAAAUUUUUCAAAAGAAGCUCAUAGUGGUCAAAAAGAAGGUGUGUAAUCCUAGUAAGUCCCCUACGUGCUCUUCAGAGGAUACUUUUCUUACAUUUCAUAAACUUAGGCUGGUGAAGACAUAUUGAUAACCAAUGAAACAAAUUUGAUAUGCAAUUUAGAGCUCACUGUUCUCGACAAUUAGGAUUAGAAAAACUCCUCGAACAUACGUUUGUGUUUGUUUUUUGAGAAAAUCAGAUCAGAAUCAUGCAAACGUUUUUGUACGGAAAUUUCUAUAGUUAAUAGCCAUUUGCUUUAGGGAUUCAUUCGUUCAAGGACCAUCGAGAAGAAAAAUGAAAGCUUCAGUCUAUGGUGUAAAAACUUAGUUUCAUGUUAUUAGGGCAAUUCUUGUACAAUUUCAUCAUUUCUUCAAACUUAUUUAUCAAAGAAUGGGUAUGCACUUUACUGUUGAACUGCUAACAAGCAUUAUGGAUCUUGGAAGUUUAAAUGAACCACAUUUGACACUGAUUUUAACAUUAAUCUGGCUAAGAGAAUAAUUAGGCUAGUUAAGCGAUAUGAAUGUUUGUUUUCUGUAAAUUUGUAACUAAACUUGUGCUAAAAUUGUUAAUUACUUGUGAUUAACUGUAUUUCGUGAUGCUUUUACCUAAUUUUUAGAUUAUGGUUUUAUUCGA
Messenger RNA from Papaver somniferum (opium poppy), 5201 nucleotides. RefSeq names its product tRNA(adenine(34)) deaminase, chloroplastic-like. The transcript has 5 exons. NCBI's taxonomy places the organism in Eukaryota, Viridiplantae, Streptophyta, Magnoliopsida, Ranunculales, Papaveraceae. Gene Ontology annotation, biological process: tRNA wobble adenosine to inosine editing. Gene Ontology annotation, cellular component: chloroplast. The coding region runs from base 232 to 4401 and encodes 1389 amino acids. Gene Ontology annotation, molecular function: tRNA-specific adenosine deaminase activity. The record is from RefSeq and is a predicted model, not a curated record.